Molecule: messenger RNA, 10726 nt
Organism: Rhopalosiphum maidis (corn leaf aphid)
Lineage: Eukaryota; Metazoa; Arthropoda; Insecta; Hemiptera; Aphididae
Product: dynein heavy chain 7, axonemal-like
Exons: 47
Coding region: 1-10674 (3557 amino acids)
Biological process (GO): microtubule-based movement
Cellular component (GO): dynein complex
Molecular function (GO): dynein intermediate chain binding; ATP binding; minus-end-directed microtubule motor activity
Source: RefSeq, a predicted model, not a curated record
AUGUAUAAAGAAUUGACGGCAUACUUAAAAAAAAUGGAUAAUGAUUUCCGUGACGUUGUUAAUGAGAAACAGCCCGAAAAUCUAUUUAUAUAUCUACAGGAGUAUCAUUCGUAUGACGAAUUGUUAGAAAAGUUGGAUUUGUUUCAGAGUUAUAGGAAUAGGGCUACAGAAUUAGUAGACGAUUGGAACUUUGAACUCGGAAAUAUUGAUCAGAUUGAUAUGAAGAAACACAUAUGCGAUCUGGCCAAAAGCUAUAUGGAUCAGAUUAUCGAUCACACUGUUAUGAAGCAACUUAGCAAUGACGAAAAGCCUUCAUUAGCUUGGGUAUGCUAUAAAUUCCAUGAAAUGGUUUCACGUACCGUAUCUAAACCGAAAAAUUCUGAAGAGUUUUUAGCACUUGGUGAUUACAUGCUUUAUGCUAGUACUACGUUUAUGAAAGAGAUGAUCGAUACAGUGAAAGAUUUAACGGUAGUUGCGUGCAACAUAUCUCAGUACGCGGUGCUGCCUAAAGAAUUUUGGGAAACGCACGCAUCCGCUAUAAAAUGGAUACAAAAUAUAUCACCCGUGUUUUUUAAAUAUUCUACUAUAUACGAGGCUGGGAAAUCUAAUGCAGAAGAGACUCUAGCUAAAGUGAUCAGUGUGUUAAAUUAUGAUUUGGACGCGUUUGCACCAAGCCUUACGUUUUUGGAUCGUAUCGAUGACGUCAACAAACUCUAUGAAUAUAAAUUGUUCGUUAAUACGUUGCGAAGAAAAAUCGAAAAAUUUGACGAUACGGUGGCUUGGAUUAACAGAGAAGAAGAGUUAUUUAACAAACCAAUUAGCACAUUUCCGGAACUUGAUGAAAUAAAGGAUUUCACGAGGCCAUUUGUUGAUCUAAUUACAUUUUCCUAUCGUUGGUUUUUAAAGAAAAAUGUAUGGAUGCGUGGUGAUUUUGAUACUCUCAGUUUAUCGGAAAUAGAAAAAACAGUCAAUGAAUUUUACAAUGAAGCAUCUAAAAUGCAAGAAUUAUUGAGAGUUAAAUGUAAAGAAAUGUUAUCACAAAAUUACAGUAAAAGGUAUGAAGGUAUAAUUGAUGAUGCUGACAUGAACCUUUGGCCAGCACCUUUAAAGAUAGCUGAACAAACAAUAAAUAGCAUGGUGGAGUUUAGGAAUUAUAUGCCAAUCAUUGGAAUUAUGUGCAAUCCCGCUUUAACUGAAAGACAUUGGAUAGAAAUGUCUGAGAUAUCGGGAUUUAACUUGACUCCAAAUGCAGGCACGACACUGUCAAAAAUCAUUGAUUUGAAUUUAGAACAACUACUACCUCAGUUUGAAGUCAUUAGUAUUGGCGCUACUAAAGAAGAGCAAUUAAGAAGAUCGUUAGAAAAAAUGCAAGAAGAUUGGAAAUCUAUUGAAUUAUGUACCAGUCCGUACAAGGAUACAAAAAUAAAUAUAGUGUCUGGGUUAGAUAGUAUACAAGCAUUACUCGAUGAGCAUUUCAUUAGGACCAUAUCGAUUCGCGGUUCGGCAUUUGUAAAGCCUAUCGAAAGUGAGGUGAAAGAGUGGUUUGAUAAGAUUAACCGAAUGAAUAUGACACUUGAAGAGUGGGCAAGAGUACAGAUGCGGUGGUUAUACCUCAUGCCAAUAUUUAGUUCCAAGGACAUAGUUGAUCAAAUGCCUGAAGAAGGAUCUUUGUUUAAUGAGAUUAAUGUGAUUAUAAACGGAUUACUAAGUAUGAUCAGUUCUUAUCCAUUAGCUAUUACUUGUGUUGGUCAAGAAGGUGUUCUAGAAUCGUUGAUUAAAUGUACCAAAAUGGCUGAAUUUAUUAAUUUAGGAGUUAAUAAUUAUUUGGAGAAGAAACGUUUAUUUUUUCCCAGAUUUUUCUUCCUUUCAAAUAAUGAAAUGUUAGAAGUUUUAUCAGAAACAAGAGAUCCCAAAAGAGUUCAACCUCAUCUAAAAAAAUGUUUCGAAGGAAUUUCUAAGCUUGAGUUUAAUGAUAAUUUAGAUAUUUUGAAAUUUUUAAGUAGCGAGGGUGAAGAAAUUGCACUUAGUCAAUAUAUUUCAACUGUUGAAGCCAGGGGAAGUGUAGAAAAAUGGUUAUUUCAGUUAGAAAAACAAAUGGUAAUAUCUCUAAGAAAUUUAAUUGAAAACGCUUAUAAUGAAUAUCCGACUAUAGAACGAACAACAUGGGUACAAAAAUGGCCAGGCCAAUGUGUUGUAUGUGUCAGUCAAAUGUUUUGGACAGCUGAAGUACACGAAAUAUUUAUUGCACAAAAACUUGGGCAAAUGCGAAAUUACCAUACAUUUUUGAAUAAACAAUUAAAUGAUAUUGUAAAUUUAGUACGUGGUAAAACGAACAAACAAAGAAGAAUAACUUUAAGUACCUUAAUAACAUUAGAUGUUCAUUGUAGAGAUGUUGUCGAUGAGUUGGCCAACAAUAACGUCCGUCACAAUAUGGAUUUUAAAUGGCUUAGCCAGUUAAGAUAUUAUUGGGAAGCUGAUGCCUUGGCACGCAUUACCAAUGCAACUAUAAAUUAUGCAUAUGAAUAUUUAGGAAAUAAGUCUAGACUUGUUAUUACUCCUUUGACAGAAAGGUGUUAUCGUACCCUGAUCAGUGCUUAUCAUUUACACCUGUUUGGUGCUCCUGAGGGGCCAGCUGGUACUGGUAAAACAGAAACCACAAAAGAUUUAGCAAGGGCUUUGGCUUUCAAAUGUGUUGUAUUUAAUUGCUCCGAGAGCUUAAAUUACCUGGCAAUGAGAAAAUUUUUCAAAGGGUUAGCUUCAUGUGGAGCUUGGGUUUGUUUUGAAGAAUUCAAUCGUAUUGACAUUGAAGUAUUGUCAGUAGUUGCGCAACAGAUUUUAGGUAUAGUUCAAGCAGUGAGAACAAACGUUGAAACAUUUUUUUUUGAAGGUACUGAACUCAAAUUGAACUCAAGGUGUUAUGUUUGUAUUACUAUGAACCCAGGAUAUGCUGGGAGAUUUGAUCUUCCCGACAAUUUGAAGGUUUUAUUUAGAACUGUAGCUAUGAUGGUACCGGAUUACGCAAUGAUUGGAGAAAUUUCAUUAUAUUCCUACGGAUUUGUGAAUGCAAGAGAGUUAUCUAUUAAAAUUGUUACUACAUAUAAAUUGUGCUCAGAACAACUAUCACUUCAGCCACAUUAUGAUUAUGGUAUGCGAGCUAUUAAAGCUGUACUUAUUGCAGUAGGAAAUUUAAAGAUGAAGUAUCCGGAAAAUAACGAUUCAGAACUUUUGCUUAAAUCUAUUUUGGAAGUGAAUUUGCCAAAAUUUUUAGAAAAAGACGUACCUUUAUUCAAUGGUAUAAUUUCUGAUUUAUUUUCUGAUGUCAAAUUACCAAAUACUUAUCAUGAAAAUUUGAUUUCUACUGCCAAAAUAGUAUGUGAGAAAAUGAAUUUACAACCAAUUGACACUUUUAUGGAAAAACUCAUUCAAACCUAUGAAAUGAUGGUUGUUAGGCACGGCUUUAUGUUGGUAGGUAAACCCUUCGGAGGAAAGACUUCAUUACUUAAUUUACUCGCAGAAACUUUAAAUUUACAAAAUAAACUGGACCAAGGAGAAGAAAAGGUUGAAUACGAAACAGUAAAUCCUAAAGCAUUGACUAUUAAUCAACUUUACGGAUAUUUUGAUGAUGUUUUACAUGAAUGGUCUAACGGCGUUGUAGCUAACAAGUUUAGAAAAUAUUCAAUGUCGGAGACUUCAGACAGGAAAUGGUUGAUAUUUGAUGGUCCGAUUGAUGCUGUUUGGGUAGAAAAUCUGAACACUGUACUAGAUGACAACAAAAAACUGUGUUUAAGUUCUGGUGAAGUAAUUUGUAUGCCAAAUAAUAUGUCUAUGAUAUUUGAAGUUAUGGACCUUACUCAGGCUUCUCCUGCUACUGUGUCUCGUUGUGGCAUGAUUUAUUUAGACCCCAUAGAUUUGGGGUGGAGACCGUUAAUAGAAAGUUGGAUAAAAACUUGUCCAGAAUUUUGGUCCUUGAAUCAAAAUGGAAUAGAUAUAAUGUGUUUAUUUGACUGGAUAACUCCCCCUUGUUUAUGCUUUGUACGGCAUAGUUGUGUUCAACUGACUAAUGCUGGAGAAAUAAAUAUUGUUUUAAACGUUUUAAAUAUAUUGGAGAUGCAGUUAAAAAGUUCACAUACCGAUAAUCCAGGUUUCAACGAACAUUUUACAAAUUAUUUACAAGGAUCUUUUGUUUAUGCUUCUAUUUGGGGUUUCGGUGGAACACUAGAUUCAAAUUCACGAUCAGCUUUUGAUCGUUAUUUUAAAGAACUAUGGAAGGGCGAUAUUCCUGGUUUGGAACCACCAGAAGCUUUAAGUUCAUUAGAUAUUACGAUACCCUACGAUGGAAUGUUAUAUGACUAUGUAUAUAGUUGCACAUCUCGAGGAUUUUGGAAGAAUUUGUCAGAAGUUGUGAAAAAUAAUAAAAUUGAAGAAAUUAGUAUUAUCGAACAAACUUUAGUUCAUACAAUGGACACUGCUAGGUUUAUGCAUUUAGUUGACAUGUUUAUCUCUCAUCGUAAACCAUUAUUACUUUUUGGUCCCUCGGGAACUGGCAAAAGUUUUUACAUAAAAAAUUAUAUGAUGAAUAAAUUAUCGUUGGACAAAUACGUUCCAUCUUUUGUUACAUUUACAACUCAGACAUCAGCUAAUUUUACACAAGAAAUUAUAUUAUCUAAGCUCAUAAAGCGUAAACGUGGUGUAUAUGGACCACCAUCCGGAAAGGUUUGUGUUAUAUUUGUUGAUGAUAUGAAUAUGCCAGUAAAAGAAAAAUAUGGAGCACAACCUCCUAUUGAAUUGUUGAGACAAUUUUUUGACCAUGGGUAUUGGCAUGACUUACAAGAUACUACUAAAGUUUAUUUGAAAGAUAUUCUCUUGUUGUCUGCUAUUGGGCCAACUAGUGGAAGUAAACAAGAUGAGUAUAAUAUGAGGUUUUUACGUCAUUUCGGGUUGUUCGCUAUUAAUUCAUUUGACGAUGAAAGUAUUACAAAUAUAUACUCUACUUUACUUCAAAUUGGAUUAAAAAAAAAAGGUUUUACAUUAGAAGUAGUACCGAUUAUCGAUAGUAUAAUAAAAUCAACAAUUAAUGUAUACAGAUCAGCUAUUAAUAAUUUAGCUCCAACUCCUGCUAAAUCACAUUAUUUAUUUAAUAUAAGAGAUAUUUCAAAAGUGACAAAUGGAAUACUUCUGUUCCGCAAAGAAAGCUUUAGUAAUCGAAAAGUUUUCGUGAGACUGUGGGUUCAUGAAGUAAUGAGAGUAUUCUACGAUCGCCUUAUAGACGAUAAUGAUAGAUGUUGGUUAUUCAAUAAAAUUCGUGUUUGUGUUAAUACAAAUUUCCAAGAAAUGUUUGAUGUAGUAUUUAAUAAUUUAUCAGAUUCAUCUCCAAUUGUUUGCCAAGAUAUGUCGAAUCUCUUAUUUACCAAUAUUAUGGAUUUUGAAGUAUCGGAAAACAAAAAAUAUGAAGAACCUUUUUCAUUAUCAAAUUUUGAAGAAAAAGCUCAAAUUGUGAUGGAUGAAUAUGAUAAGACACACGAUUCAAAAUUGAAUAUAGUUUUGUUUAAAUACGCAUGUGAACAUCUUUCAAGGAUUUGUAGAAUCUUAACGAUACCCGGUGGAUGUGCAUUAUUAGUUGGAGUAGGUGGAUCUGGUCGACAAUCUUUGACCCGUUUAGCUGCAGCUAUGUGCAAUUUUAAUGUUUUUCAACCCGAUAUUACUAAGAGCUAUGGUUUAACUGAAUGGAGGGAUAAUUUGAAAACGAUAUUAAUUGAAUCUGGUGGUGAAAAUCGUCCAACUGUGUUCUUGUUUGCUGAAAGGCAAAUUAAAGAAGAAUAUUUUUUGCAAGAUAUUGAUGUUUUAUUAAAUUCUGGAGAAUUACCAAAUUUAUUUACUUUGGAUGAACAACAAAGUAUAUUAGAGAUGGUUAGAUUAGCUGCUCAAGGAGGAAAUAGAAAUUUGGAUAUUGCACCAUUGGUUGUUUUUAAUUAUUUUAUAAACCGCUGUAAACAAAAUUUGCAUAUAUGCUUGUGCUUUAGUCCAAUCGGCUCAAGUUUGAGAAAUUAUCUCAGACUUUAUCCGUCUUUGGUUAGUUGUUGUACAAUUGAUUGGUUCAAUGACUGGCCAGAUGAUGCAUUACAAAUGGUUGCAUAUAAGUAUUUAAUAGAUGUGAAUCUUGCUGAAAAAAUUAAAAAUUCUGCUGUUACCGUUUGUCAACGUUUUCACGUCGAUGCUAGAAGAUUGUCUUUGGAGUUCUAUUCUGCAACACGGCGUCGUACUUAUGUUACAUCAGCAUCGUAUUUGGAUUUAAUCAAAGCGUAUACGGACUGUACUAAUCGUAAGCAAAAAGAAAUUAUGGAAGCAAAAAUGCGAUAUGUUGGUGGUUUACAGGAACUUGAAUAUGCCACUUUGCAAGUUAGCCAGAUGAAAGAAGAUUUGUUUAAACUUCAACCUCAGCUUCAACAAGCUCAAAAAGAUACAGAAGAAAUGAUGGUUAUGAUUUCUCGGGAGACAGUUGAAGUUGAAAAAGCAACCACUAGAGUUCAAGAAGACGAAAAAGUAGCAAAUGUUCAAGCCGAAGCGGCUAAUGAAUUAAAAACAGAAUGUGAAGCUGAUCUUGCAUUAGCUAUACCGGUUUUAGAAGAUGCAAUUGAUGCUUUAAAUACUUUAAAACCAACUGACAUAACAUUAGUUAAGUCUAUGAAAAAUCCACCUGAAAUGGUGAAGACUGUAAUGGCAGCAGUAUGUGUGAUGAAAGGCGUUUCACCAGAUAAAAUUCCCGAUCCAAAUAAACCAGGUCAAAAGAUACUUGAUUAUUGGGGUCCUAGUAAACGCAUUUUGGGUGACAUCAAUUUUCUGCAAAGAUUAAAGGAAUACGAUAAAGAUAAUAUACCUUCUCAAAUUAUGGCUAUUAUACGAAAAACAUAUCUUCCGGAUCCUAAUUUUAAACCACCAAUUGUUGCUAAAGCGUCUAGUGCUGCAGAAGGUUUGUGUAAAUGGAUUAUCGCAUUGGAUAUGUAUGAUAAAGUGAUCAAAGUUGUUGCACCGAAAAAAGAAAAACUUGAAAUAGCUAAUGCUGAAUAUGAAGCAACUAUGGCGAUUUUGGAAGAAAAACGAAAUGAAGUGAAACAGUUGCAAGAAAGAUUAGAUUCUCUUAAAGAUAGAUUGCAAGAGACUGUGUUGAAUAAAGAGAAAUUACUAGCGGAAGUUGCUUUAUGUGAAAGCAAGUUAAUUAAAGCAGAGAAACUUAUAGGAAGUCUAGGUGGUGAGAAACAUCGUUGGGCUUUACGAGCGGAAGAACUUCAGACCAAUUAUGAUUGCAUACCUGGAGAUAUUCUUAUAUCUUGUGGAAUAAUCGCUUAUUUGGCUCCAUUUACAUCAUAUUUCAGAUCUUUAAUAAUCAAUGAAUGGAAAAUACUGUGCAACGAUUUGAAAAUUCCAAGUUCAGAUAGUUAUAGUUUAAUUGAAGUCUUAGGCGUACCGACUAAAAUCCAAAAUUGGACUAUUAAUGGCUUACCAUUAGAUUCAUUUUCGAUCGAUAAUGCCAUUAUUAUGGACGGUUCACAAAGAUGGUCGUUACUGAUAGACCCUCAAGGACAGGCACAUAAAUGGAUUAAAACGUUGGAAAAAAAUAACGACCUUAUUAUAAUUAAGUUAACUGAUCCAAAUUAUAUGAAAAGUAUCGAGGUUGGUAUUGAAGUUGGGAAACCAGUAUUAAUCGAAAAUGUACUAGAAGAUUUAGAUUUACCUCUAGACCCGAUAUUAUUGAAGAUGGCAUAUAAGCAAGACAAGUCGAUGUACAUAGCACUUGGAAAAAAUGUCAUAGAGUUCAAUCCGAAAUUCCGAUUGUAUAUCACAUCGAAGCUUAGAAAUCCACAUUAUUUACCAGAAAUAUUUAACAAAGUUACUGUUAUAAAUUUUGCAUUGACUGUAGAAGGUCUUGAAGCCCAAUUAUUGGGAAUCGUUGUCGCUAAAGAACGACCGGAUCUGGAGUCGAAAAGACAACAACUAAUUGUUGAGGGUGCUGAAAACAUUAAAGCCUUGUUGGAUGUCGAAAACAAUAUUCUGCAAAUUCUUUCGGCACCUGGAAAUAUAUUAGAAGAUGAAAACGCAGUUGACGUUUUAGAUAAUUCCAAGAUAUUAGCCAAAGAAAUAACCCGAAAACAAGCGGCUUCAGUGGAAACUGUUGCAGUUCUUGAUCAAUUUCGUUUACAGUAUAAACCAAUUGCUGAACACUGUUCUAUACUUUAUUAUUGUAUUACCGAUUUGCCAAAUAUUGAUCCUAUGUAUCAAUAUUCAUUAUCUUGGUUUAUAAAUAUUUUUAUUAUGACAAUUGAAACAGCAAAUAAAUCAAAAAUUAUUCGGAUACGCCUAGAAGCUUUGAAAGAAACGUUUACUUAUAAUUUAUAUACUAAUGUAUGUCGGUCGUUAUUUGAAAAGGAUAAGAUGUUGUUUUCUUUCAUCAUGUGUACUACCGUAAUGCUCGCCGAAAAAAGAAUUGACAAGCAAGAACUUAUGUUUCUUCUGGCUGAUGGUAUUGAUUUCAAAAACAAUAUUUCUAAUCCUGCGUCGAAUUGGCUUAAUGAUAGAAGUUGGAAUGAAAUAUGUCGUUUGGAUGAACUAAAUGCGUACCACGGUAUAAAAAAUGAUUUUAUAAACAAAGUGGACGAGUGGAAAAUAUACUACGAUUCAACUGAUCAGAGAAUUUUAAAAUUUCCUAAUCCCUGGUAUGAUAAAUUAACCGAUUUUCAACGAAUUCUUGUCGUACGUGCAAUUAGACCUGAUAAAGUCAUACCUGUUAUAACCAAAGUUAUUGAAGUAGAAUUAGGACAAAAGUUCAUUUAUCCACCACCAUUUGACAUAAAUAAAUCAUAUGGUGAUUCAAUUUGUCUGAGUCCACUUAUAUUUAUUUUAUCACCCGGAGUAGAUCCUAUGGCGAGCUUGUUGCAGUUUGCUAACAAAAUGGGUCAGAUGGAAAGCCUACAAAGCGUUUCGUUAGGCCAGGGACAAGGUCCUAUAGCAGAAUCGCUGAUAAGAAACGCACAAAAAACUGGAGGUUGGGUAUGUUUACAAAACUGUCAUUUAGCUACUUCAUGGAUGGGGCGGUUGGAAGUGAUUUGCGAUUCAUUUGAUAUUUCGAACGUGAAUAGUGACUUUAGAUUGUGGCUGACUAGCUAUCCUUCAGUUAACUUCCCUGUUUCUGUGUUACAAAAUGGUGUUAAAAUGACUAACGAGCCUCCCACGGGAAUACAAGCUAAUAUGCUUCGGAGCUAUCAGUCGUACCCUGUAAAAGAUAAAAACUUUUUUGAAGGAUGUCCUGGUAAGGAACGAAUAUUUACUAAACUAUUGUAUGGAAUUACGUUUUUCCAUGCCAUCGUUCAAGAACGAAAAAAAUUUGGUCCUAUUGGAUGGAAUAUACCUUAUGAAUUUAAUGAAUCUGAUUAUCAUAUUUCCAUACAACAACUUCAAAUAUAUAUUAAUGAAUUCGACGAAAUACCAUUUGAUGCUAUAACAUAUUUAACGGGAGAAUGCAAUUACGGCGGUAGAAUAACUGACGAUUGGGACAGGCGUACAAUGAAUACGAUUUUGAACACAUUUUGCUGUUCGCAAGUAGUCGAAAACCCAUAUUAUUUAUUUUGUGAUAUUGAUCAGAAGUAUGGCAUCCCGUUUCGUUCCAACUACCAUGAUUUUAUCAAACAAAUUGAAGAAAUAUCAGUUGACCAUAGUCCAGAAGUGUUUGGGUUGCACAUUAACUCUGGAAUCAUCCGUGAUCUACAGGCCACAGCACUACUGUUUAAAUCAUUCAUAGCAAUAAUGGAGACUAGCGGUGGAACAGAUGAUUCAGAUACAACGGAAAAGGCACUGGAAGCAACCGUAUCCGAUAUACUUACAAAGCUCCCGAAUAAUUUUGACGUAGAAGCAGCAACAACAAAAUACCCUGUUAUGUACGCAGAAUCUAUGAACGUGGUCCUUAUUCAAGAAAUGGAACGUUUUAACGUACUAUUGUCUGUGAUUCGUAAAAGCUUACAAGACCUGAUAAAAGCUAUCAAAGGCGCUAUUGUUAUGACGCCCGAACUGGAAACUAUAGCCUUAUCGUUAUCCGCGGGCAAAUUCCCAGUAUUUUGGUUGAAGUUUUCUUAUCCAAGUCUUAAGUCUUUGGGAGGAUAUAUAACUGAUUUUAUUGAACGACUUAAUUUCUUACAAAUUUGGUAUGACCAAGGUAAACCCGAUAAAGUCUGGUUCAGUGGACUAUUUUUUACUCAAGCAUUUCUUACCGGGGUGAUGCAAAAUUUUUCUCGACGUUAUUCUAUACCUAUAGAUCAAUUGUCCUUUGAUUUCCAAGUACAACACUCUGAUACAGUCAACGAACUUAGAACGGACGGGGCGUAUUGUUACGGUCUUUUUAUAGAUGGAGCUCGUUGGGAUAUGUCUAAGAUGGUACUGGAAGAACAAUUGCCAAAAGUAUUAACGGAUAUGUUACCGUUAGUAUGGUUCAUACCUACAAGGAAAGAUGAGUUGAUCAAAGGAAAUAGAUAUACAUGCCCGGUGUAUAAGACAUCGGAAAGAAGGGGAAUUUUGUCCACGACGGGGCAUUCUUCUAAUUAUGUUUUACCGAUAUUUCUUGAUACAAAUCGAAAACCCUCUCAUUGGAUAUACCGUGGAGUAGCACUACUAUGUCAACUGAAUGAUUAAAAUUGGCAUUCUUGCAAUAAAAAAUUUUCUCUCACAAGAAAAAACAGAUAAA